This is a messenger RNA of Athalia rosae (coleseed sawfly), 2720 nucleotides long. RefSeq names its product threonine--tRNA ligase 1, cytoplasmic (gene ThrRS). NCBI's taxonomy places the organism in Eukaryota, Metazoa, Arthropoda, Insecta, Hymenoptera, Athaliidae. Bases 336 to 2471 code for a protein of 711 amino acids. Gene Ontology annotation, cellular component: cytoplasm. Gene Ontology annotation, biological process: threonyl-tRNA aminoacylation. The record is from RefSeq and is a predicted model, not a curated record. The transcript is spliced from 6 exons. Gene Ontology annotation, molecular function: threonine-tRNA ligase activity; ATP binding.
UCAUUUUCGGUCAGAAUGUGUAAUUUAUUCAUUUAUCUUCUCCUUGCAGAGCGCAUGUAAUGAAACCCAUCAUGCUUAGGCAAUAAAUUCCUUCCAUACUACUUUCUCCUCGAAUUCAAUAUCUCUGCAUGUACAUAACUUCUUUCUUCAAAUUUCAAUAUUGAAAUGUCAUUAACUAACAACGAUAUUACUACCGAGAUAAAUCUAGCGCUGCAAUUAAUCUCGAUGGCGCUUCCGUCAUAAUAAUACCAGGUGACUACAUUUGACGCUAAAAAUGUGCGUCAAGUCUCAGCAUAAAAUCGCACCUCAAACGGACAAGUUCGAACUGCGGCAAGAUGGGCGACAGCGUGGCAUCAGGGUUGCAAGACGUCGAUUUGAAUGACAAAAAGACAAAAAUGACGUCUGUUAAGAACAAAAAAGCUCCACAAGAGGCAUUCGCUGUUUCGGAGGCAAAGCCCUGGCCGUCUUAUAUCCAGGAACGUCAAGUCUUAUUCGACAAACUCAAGGCUGAGUAUGACGCAGAAAUAGCAGCAAAGACACCCUUCAACAUCCAGGUCACACUACCCGAUGGGAAAGCAAUUGACGCGCAAGCUUGGCGCACUACUCCUUAUGAAGUAGCUAAGGGGAUAAGUUCCGGGUUGGCGGACAACACGGUAAUUGCUAAAGUCAACGGUAACCUCUGGGACCUCGAUCGACCCUUGGAAGGAGACUGCAAACUCCAGCUGCUCAAGUUUGACGAUCCUGAGGGACAAACAGUCUUUUGGCAUUCCUCCGCUCAUGUUCUAGGUGAGGCUAUGGAGCGUGUCUAUUCCGGAUGUCUGUGUUACGGGCCUCCGAUAGAAAGCGGAUUUUAUUACGACAUGUACCUCGGAGACAAAGGGAUUUCAAAUCAAGAUUUUCCUCACCUGGAAAGCUUGGUGAAGGGCAUAGUGAAAGAGAAGCAGAAAUUCGAAAGAUUAGAAAUGCGCAAGGAAGAUUUACUCGAGAUGUUCAAGUACAAUGAAUUCAAAGUUCGCAUACUCAAUGAGAAGGUGAAAACGCCAACUACCACGGUUUAUCGCUGUGGUUCCCUGAUAGAUCUCUGCAGAGGACCGCAUGUAAAGCAUACUGGAAAAAUCAAGGCAAUGAAAGUCACCAAGAACUCGUCAACCUAUUGGGAAGGAAAUUCACAGGCCGAAACUCUCCAGAGAAUUUAUGGGAUUAGCUUCCCGGAUAGUAAACAGUUGAAAGAGUGGGAAAAGUUCCAAGAAGAAGCUGCCAAAAGGGAUCACAGAAAGCUUGGUAGGGAGCAAGAGCUUUUUUUCUUCCACGAGCUAUCGCCUGGCUCCUGCUUCUUUCAGCCUCGUGGAGCACACAUAUACAAUACCCUUAUAGAGUUCAUUCGCUCCGAGUAUAGGAAACGUGGUUUCCAGGAGGUAGUAACUCCUAAUAUUUACAACGUCAAACUGUGGCAGACAUCGGGUCACUGGGCCCACUAUGCAGAAAACAUGUUCUCUUUCGAUGUUGAGAAGGAGGUUUACGCGCUGAAACCAAUGAAUUGUCCCGGACACUGCAUGAUCUUUGACACACGACCGAGACCCUGGAGAGAGCUGCCCCUUAGGAUGGCCGAUUUUGGUGUUCUACAUCGUAAUGAGCUAUCGGGUGCCCUCACUGGACUUAUCAGGGUGAGGAGAUUCCAGCAGGAUGAUGCUCAUGUAUUUUGCACCAUUCAGCAGAUCGGGGCUGAAGUCUCAGGGGCUCUAGACUUCCUGAAACAUGUUUACGGAGUAUUCGGGUUUACUUUCAAUUUGUGCUUGUCUACCAGACCUGAGAAAUACAUGGGAGAGCUCGCUGUCUGGGAUCAGGCAGAAAAGGCACUUGCCGACAGCCUCGAUGCCUUUGGACAACCCUGGAGAAUCAACCCAGAAGACGGAGCCUUCUACGGUCCUAAAAUCGAUAUUACUAUCAUGGAUGCGCUCAAGCGAUCUCAUCAAUGCGCAACUAUCCAGCUCGAUUUCCAACUCCCCAUUCGUUUCAAUUUAUCCUAUAUCAAUGAAUCAGGAGAGAAGACGCGACCUGUCAUAAUUCAUAGAGCAAUACUGGGUUCUGUAGAACGUAUGAUAGCAAUUUUAACUGAAUCCUAUGCAGGCAAAUGGCCAUUCUGGUUGUCACCUCGCCAGGUGAUGGUAAUUCCAGUGAGUCAACAAUUCGAUGAUUAUGCAUUUAAAGUGAAGCAGCAACUGUGGGAGGCUGGGUUCAUGGUGGAAGUGGAUGUUGACGCUGGUAAUAUGAUGAACAAGAAAAUCCGUAACGCUCAACUGGAUCAGUUUAAUUUUAUUCUCGUGGUUGGAGAGAAGGAGCGCAGUGCUGGUACGGCAAAUGUCAGAACGAGAGACAACAAAGUCCACGGAGAGAUAUCCAUCGAAGAUUUGAUAAACAAGUUCAACAUUUUUAAGGAAACGAAAGACAGGAAUUGCGAGGAGAACUUUUAAUGUUAUUUUCCACCCACAAUCUCAGACAGUAAUAGAUCUCUCGACUACCUGCACAGCUUCUAUAGAAAAAAAAAAUCUACUCGAAAUAUUUAUUGAGCUAAGCGCAUCAACAGCGUAAAUAAAUUGAUAUUUCUUUCCUUGCUUACUCUCCUUACAGGAUAACUUUCCUUGAUACAGAAUGUAUAGCCUCAUCAAAAAAUAAAUGUAAACGCCCCGAAAAAUUAAAUACCCAGUUUUGAAGAUAACAAA